AUGGCAGACAGACCAGAGAGAAGAACAGCACUUGUCGCUAGAGAGCUCGCACGCUACAACAUUGACGUUGCAGCCCUUAGUGAAACUCGCCUUGCUAAUGAAGGACAGCUGUCCGAGUCAGGCGGUGGCUAUACAUUCUUCUGGAGUGGCUGCAGCAGUGAUGAGCGUUGCGAAUCUGGAGUUGGCUUCGCCAUCACGAAUCAUCUUGCCAGUUCCCCCAAGGGUAUGAAUGACCGGCUCAUGACAAUGCAGCUUCCGCUUCAAAAAGGAAAACAAGCUAUUUUGAUCAGGGCAUAUGCUCCUACAAUGACCAACCCAGAGGAUGUGAAGGAUAAAUUCUACAAAGAACUAGAUACUCUGCUAUCGUCAGUGCACCGCACAGACAAGCUGAUUCUGCUUGGUGAUUUUAAUGCAAGAGUCAGAUGCGAUGCCGCAGCCUGGGAAGGAGUCAUCGGGAAAAAUGGAGUGGGAAAGUGUAACAGCAAUGGCCUGUUACUGCUGAAAACCUGUGCAGCACAUGACCUUCUGAUUAGCAAUACGGUCUUCCGCCAUCCUACCCGUAACAGGACUUCGUGGAUGAAUCCCCGUUCCAAGCACUGGCAUUUGAUCGAUUAUGUCAUCAUCAGGAGAAGGGAUAGACAAGAUAUCAGGGUUACAAAAGCUAUGUGUGGCGCUGACUGUUGGACGGAUCAUAGGCUCAUAGUAUCCAAAAUGAAGCUCCGUAUCAUGCCAAAGAGACGACCACAAGGCUGUAAGGCUCUCAAAAGGAUCAAUGUGUCGAAGCUGAAGAUCAGCCGCAUCACUGAAAAUCUAGCGGAAGACCUAGAGAAUGAGCUUGCUGAUCUUCGUAUUGAGGAUGACGCUGAGAAAGACUGGGAGCGAUUCCGCAACACUGUCCGUACAGCUGCAUUGAAGGUAUUGGGGCCCUCCACAUGCAGGCGGCAAGACUGGUUUGACGAAAAUGAUGCAGAAAUCCAGGUCUUACUUGCUGAGAAGCACUGCCUGCAUCAUGCAUAUCAAAACGAUCCAUCCUCAACGGCAAAGAAGACCGCCUUUAUCAACGCUCACAGAACAGUACAGAACCGACUGCGCAAAAUGCAGGACUUGUGGCUGAGCGCCAAAGCAGAUGAAAUACAGGCAUACGCGGACAGGAACGACUAUAAGCCCUCAAUACACUCUAUGGGAACCAUUCCACAAGAAUAUAGAGAUGCAUCCAUCUUGCAUCUCUAUAAGAGGAAGGGCAAUCGCCAGGUAUGUGACAAUCACCGUGGAAUCUCACUGCUUUCUACAGCGGGGAAAGUUCUUGCACGGGUUCUGUUGAAACGAUUGAUCACUCACCUGGAGAAGGGCUUACUGCCAGAAUUACAGUGUGGCUUCCGCAAGGGACAUGGGACUAUUGACAUGAUCUUCGCUGUGUGUCAGCUACAGGAGAAAUGUCAAGAGCAGAAUCAUGAACUUUACACAACUUUUGUGGACCUCACGAAAGCAUUUGACUCUGUCAGUUGUCAGGGCCUGUGGAGGAUCAUGUCGAAAUUUGGAUGUCCAGACAGAUUUAUACGAAUGGUACGUCAGUUUCAUUACGGUAUGAUGGCUCAUAUUCUGAAUGACUGUGAAACAUCUGAGGCCUUCCCAGUCACUAACGGCAUCAAGCAAGAGUGUGCUUUAGCACCCACUUUGUUCAGCAUGAUAUUCUCUGCCACUUUGACUGAUGCCUUUCAACACUGCACAGAAGGAGUAGGCUUGAAGUAUAGAACUGACGGGAAACUAUUCAAUCUGAGGCGACUGCAUGCCAUCACCAACGUGAAGGAAACUGUACUUCGAGACUUUCUUUUUGCCGAUUAUUGUGCUCUCAAUGCUAGUACAGAGCCAGAAAUCAAGCUGGAAGCCUUGGGCCAAGAAGGUCUCCAUAUGCUCACAGUUGUUGCUUUGGAUGUUGCUGCUAUAUCUGCUGCAUGA
Molecule: messenger RNA, 1956 nt
Organism: Malaclemys terrapin pileata
Lineage: Eukaryota; Metazoa; Chordata; Testudines; Emydidae
Exons: 3
Coding region: 1-1956 (651 amino acids)
Molecular function (GO): catalytic activity
Source: RefSeq, a predicted model, not a curated record